Paramecium sonneborni is the source of this 397-nucleotide messenger RNA. The record is from the annotation of a GenBank genome assembly. Lineage: Eukaryota; Ciliophora; Oligohymenophorea; Peniculida; Parameciidae.
AUGCAGCAGAUAGAAGAUAGCGAUAAAAUAAUCAUGACAUGGGUAAUUUAGAGAAUGAAUAUUUUUUAAAUGAAGGCAUUGAAUGAUUAAGAGCAGAAAGAAUUGAAAUUGCUAAAUUAUUACUUCAUAAUGCAGCAAUUAGAGUAGAAAAAUAGAGAUUAAGAAGAUUAAUAGUUGAUGCUUCAUAAGAAGAUCAAUAAGUAUUAUAAGAACUGUAAAAAAAAAUAAUUUUUCAAUUUAAAUGUCUUAAUUUGGAGAUUCAUCAGGAAUAUCUAGAUCAACAAUUAGUCCUGAUAAAAAAUAUUUAGCUACUGCUGGUGGAUCUGGAGAAUGCAAAUUAUGGGAUAUAGAAACAGCAACAUUGAAAUCAAGUUUAUUAGUUCAUUUAACUAAAUGA